Molecule: messenger RNA, 1257 nt
Organism: Zerene cesonia (dogface butterfly)
Lineage: Eukaryota; Metazoa; Arthropoda; Insecta; Lepidoptera; Pieridae
Product: deubiquitinase OTUD6B
Exons: 2
Coding region: 305-1177 (290 amino acids)
Biological process (GO): protein deubiquitination
Molecular function (GO): cysteine-type deubiquitinase activity
Source: RefSeq, a predicted model, not a curated record
AAAUAGUUUGACUAUUUAAAACAUCAAUGUAUAAACAGAAAGCUCACUGUCAAUAAUUGUCAAAAUUAGCACAUCAUUACAGAGUACAUUUUUAUCUAUGAUCAAUAAGUAAGACAUUAAUUUUUUUUAAAUGAAUCAAGAGUAUAGAAGCUUUCGAUUUACGAAGUUAUCAUUAUAAAUUAUAAUGGAAAACAGAAAUUGUUUUAUUUAAGCUGGUUUAAUUAAUUAAGUACUAAAUAGGAUUGCCAUUUGGUCUUAAUACCGGUAUCGCAGGAAAUACGCUCUUUUAGAGAAACGAAAUAACAUGGAAGAUAAUAUUGAUGAUUUUAGCAGUUUAUCUAUAGAGAAUAGACAUAAAAAAGAGCGAAAAGAACUACAAGCCAAAAUACAGGGAUUAAAAAAAGUUGCUAAAAAUGAUAAAUCGAGGAAAAAAGAACUGACCGCUGAAAUUGCUAGGUUGGAAAUGGACAUUGAUAUUCGCCAUAAAAAAGAGAUAGAAGAAUCGCAAAAACAAUGUCUUAAUGAAGAUGAAGUAAUUCAAGAAAUAAAUAGUAAUGAAAAUAAUGAAGAAGUUACUAAAAGUAAAUUGUCUAAGGCCCGAAAACGCAGGGACAAAAAAUCACAGCAGGAACGAGACCGAGAAGAGCAAAUAAAGCUUCAAGAAAAAGAAAAUCUCAAUGGACCUAGAAAUAAAGAAAUUCAAGAAAUUUCUUCCCGGCUAAGAGAUAAAGGCCUUACAAUUUAUUCUAUUCCAUCAGAUGGAGAUUGUUUAUACAAAGCUAUUUCACAUCAACUCGCUUUAAAAAAAGAUAUCAAUGUAACAGUUGAAGAAUUAAGAAAUAAUGUUGCAACUCAUAUAAGAACUAACAAAGAUGAAUUUCUACCUUUCUUAACUAAUUCUGAUACUUAUGAAAUGCUAACUGAUUAUGAAUUCUAUGAAUACUGUGAUAACAUAAUUAACACUAAAGUUUGGGGUGGACAGCUAGAAAUAAGAGCUUUGUCUAAUAUUUUAAAGUGUCCCAUAACUGUUAUUCAAGCCACUGGCCCUGAAGCUAUUGAACAGGGACAAGAAUAUCCUGGACCUUCAUUGAUAAUUUCUUAUCAUCGGCAUAUGUAUAGUUUAGGAGAACAUUACAAUUCAACUCAGGUUUUGAAUGAUAUUGAUUCAUAUCAAUAAUUUGUUCAAAGAUUAAACUAGUAUAGUAUAAGUAAUAUAUUUGAUUAAUAUACUGAAUAAUGAUAAAGUGAUAGGCAUAC